GCUGCUACCUGCUCAAACCACCGGUAUAACACGUUCUAAAUAGAGAUUAUCCAUAUUCUAAAGUUUAGAAGAUAGACAAUAGCUACACCAGAUGAUCAUCUCUGCCAUCUGGUGAUUUAGAAUUUGGACAAAUAACCAUGUUCUAAUCAUCUCACACAAUCAUAGAUCCACACAUGUUAGCUGCGGCGCUGUUUUCCCUGGGGCUUUUGAGUUGUCAAGGCGCUUGGCAAUUUGUUUGUAGCGAACACUGUAGCACAACCACAACACAAACAUCGCUCUUGGGUUAAUGGCGCCGGUUCGAAAAAAGAGAAAUUAUUGCCGAGCACGUAUUCCAACAAUUUCAGUAAAGGUGGUAAAGUGCAAUGGAGCUUCAAAAGUGAGAAAGAUUCCACUUACAUGCAAUCGUCCUGCUCUGACUAGUGCUAAGAAAAGGGAAGCUGAGUGGCCUAAUUUACGUCUUGACCAGCAACCACCACCAUCAGAAAGCCUUCCUCCUUGUGAACCGCAUGGAUAUGAUAAUGAAACAGAUAUCAUUGCUAACAGAUGUGCCCAAGAAAAUUCACAGGCCACUUCUUAUAGCACCAGAAAACGAAGGGAAGAAACUGCAUGGGAAAAUUCUCGCCAAAAAUUACAAGAAGCUUUCGUGUCACAGCAGUUUUUGCCUAACAGCACAAUUUGCACUGCAUGUGAAGAUUUUGGAAGGCGACUGCCAAACAUGGCUGUAUGCCGCUGCAAAGAUUGUGGCUGGAAGCAGGUUUUUUGCCUAAGCUGUGCCACAUCGAUUCAUAGCGACCGCAACCUUUUUCAUGUAUUGGAGAUAUGGAAGGAUGGUGCAUUCAUCCCCCUGUUUCCCAACACAAAAAUUUUAACACCACCAGGUCAUGGUUCAUGUGGCACCAUUUAUGACAUCAGAGAAAUUAUAUUCUUAGACUUGCAAGGGCGACAGCAUAUUAAAAAAGUGCAGUUUUGCUCAUGUCAGUCAGAUGCAGAGGCUCUAGUGUCCAUGGGAUUUUGGCCUGGGACAAUAGAAAGACCAAGAGUUGCCUUUGAUUUGCAACUGAUGGACCUCUUCAGUCAACUUCUUUUUGAAUGCCAUUGCUCGCUUGAUAAGCUUUGUGCAAUGAUCUCAUUGUGGAGACAUCCUUUGCUACCAGUUUAUGUACAGCAUAUCUACCCAGUUCUCAACUCUUCAUCAUUUGAUGAGUUUCGAUUUUUUAAAGAUUCUCUUGGUAUUCAAAAAGACGAUUGCGUCUUAUGUCCAAGGCCUGGUGAUGAUGGACCCCUCAUAGAGAUAAUUGAUGCAUGUUUUGGUUUUGUGAGAAAGAAGAGUGCUGGUACCAGUUUCAGUUGCCCUAGAUUUGAAACCAGAAUGUUUGCAGAUCAGAAUGAUGUGGACAACUUUGUUUUAAAACACUCAAAGGAAAUCAAAAAGUCUGAAAAUCCAUGUAAUCAAUACAAAGCUGGAGAAAUAACAGAUUCGAUAAGAUCAAAAGGGAAAAAUGCAAAAUAUGACGAGAAAGCAGUACUUGGUCGAAUUUGUCGGCAUGGUCACCCAAAAGGCUUCAUCAGUCUUAAGCAUGGAGAACGAAUUGCUUAUGCAGUGUAUGAGCUGAAAAGAAUGGUGGAACCUUACAAGAGUUCCCCAGAAGUGAAGCUAAAAUGCAUGUAUGACAUUGCCUGCAUACUGGAUGUGCACUUGCAAAAUAAUAAAGAUUAUGGAUUGGAAGAUAUUUUUGACAAGAUACAAUUUGGAAUCCCAAUUUUCCAUUCAUAUGUCCAUAAAUCUAGAUGUCAGGUCCUGUAUUCUCCUCGACGUUGUGAUGGAUUAGGGCUAACUGAUGGAGAAGGAAUUGAACGAUUGUGGUCAUAUCUUCGAAAGUUUUCAUAUAUGACUAAAGAAAUGAAAUCUAAUAGAAGAACUGACACUCUGACAGAGGCAUUGCUCCAUUAUGCCAGACGCAUGUUGAAUAAUCAAGGUAAAACGAUUAUUCGUUCCUUGAAAAGAGCCAAAGAAAUGAAAAGUAAAACGAUUCGUGAAUUAAGAGAUACUUUUACUUUGAUUCCAGAAUUGCCAAAAGAAAUUACUGCAGACACCGUAGAACAGUGGAAGGAUGAGGAAAUCCAAUUUUUUUCCAAGAAUUCAAAUGGUAUUUCCCAAGAAAACGAAGAUGACUGGCGAUGUGAUUAUGCUUCACUUCUUUGGAACCAUUUUCUUUUGAGGAAUUCCUUAGCAAGUUCUGAGAUUGUUGAUGAAAAGGAAGGCUCGAAGUCAAUUAUUUCUAGCUUGAAGAGGUCAGAUAUGAAGCUGAAAUUAAUUGAGAAGAAAAGAAAUGUAAAAACAAGGUGGAAAGUUAAUGACCUAUCAUUCAUUAAUGCAAUGCGGUUAGCUGAAAAGAGGAAGUCUGUGGUUUUUCUUGAGCAAUUGCAUUCAAUGGCAGUUGAGCGACAGAUGCAAAUUUUGCUUAAAGAAAAAUAUUCACAUGGACAAAAACAGGCCAUUCGCUUGUCAAGAAAGCUGUCAAAGCACACAAAGAGGAUGAAAGAGUUCAUCUCAAAGUACAAUGCAAGGUUGUCUGUUCUAAAUGAACAUGUGCUGUGGAUAUCAAACAGAUUUCUUUCGACGAUGCCAAGAAUAUGCACUCAAAGAUCUUUCAAACUAUUGCUAAGCCUUAUCUUGCAAACACAACACAAAAUGCGUCGCAAAUCCCAUUUGAGACGAAGAAGAAGAUAAUCGAUUUAAAGGAAUUAGAAAAGAGAUGUAUCGAGAGGAGAAAAGCUGGCGUGUGAAUGCAAAAGGCUAUUGAGCCACAAAUUAUCAUUGAUGAAAGAUAUCAAAGAAAAGGUCAAC
Messenger RNA from Rhopilema esculentum, 2848 nucleotides. NCBI's taxonomy places the organism in Eukaryota, Metazoa, Cnidaria, Scyphozoa, Rhizostomeae, Rhizostomatidae. The record is from RefSeq and is a predicted model, not a curated record.